AUGUUUGGAGACUACGAUGAGCUUGACUCUACCUUUCAAAAAGAAAAGAAAAUCAAAAUAUUCAUUAAUGGAAACCCUCUUUCUAAUCCUAUGCAAUUAAAAAUAACAAAUUCAGUGAGAUUUAAAGAUAUUCAUAGACAGCUUGAUGAGAAGUAUCCUGGUUAUUUUAAGGAGCUUAAAUUAUUCAAUUAAGAAGGUGUAGAAUUAAAUUCUGAUGAUCUUUAGUAUAUCAAAAAUGGUGCACAGCUAUUUGCAUCUGCAGGAGAAGAUUUUGAUUCAAAUUCUACUUUUUCAGAGUAUGAUAUGGUUAAGGAAUUAGGAUAAGGUGGCUUUGGUAAAGUACUUCUUGGUGUUCAUAGGGCAACAAAAGAUAAGGUGGCAAUAAAAGUAGUCAAAACAAAUUUGAUAGGAAAUGCAUAGGAUAUAGACAUGGUAUUUCGUGAAGCAGAAAUCAUGAAAUCCUUAAACCAUAAAAAUAUAGUUAAGAUAAAAAAUUGCUUUACUCUAUAAAAUAUGCAGGUUGUAUUUAUUAUGGAAUAUUUAGAAGGAGGUGAAUUACUAGCAAGGUUAGAGGAGCAGAAGAGGUUCACUGAAUAAGAAGCAAAAGGUUAUUUUCGUUAAAUAGCUGAUGCGAUGUCAUACUGCCAUAGAAAUAAGCUAAUUCAUAGAGAUUUGAAAUUAGAAAACAUUUUGUUAACAAGUAGCUAAUCUAAUGAAGUCAAGAUAAUUGAUUUUGGUAUAGCAGGAAGUAUUGCUAAUGUAAAUAUUGAUAACUUGGAUGCUGGUUCUUUGAGAUAUAUGGCUCCAGAAGUUCUUUCAUAAAAAAUAACAAAAUUAACAAGUGCAAUUGAUGUUUGGGCUAUGGGAAUCAUCUUGUAUUGCAUGCUGGUUGGAGAGCUCCCAUUUUAUGCAGAAUCAAAUUCUGUAAGUAGAGAUCUGAUUUGUGAAGGAAAUUACACAAUUCCACCUUAGAUAUCAAAAACACUUUCUCCUGAAUGUAAAAAUUGUCUUAAAUCUAUGCUAGACACUAAUCCAGAAACUCGUAUUUCUACUGUUGAUUUGGUGAACCAUCCUUGGUUAUCUGAAAAAAAACUCUAUGAGUAGUUUGAAGAACACAAAGAAAGCUCCUUAAAUGAAGAAGAAGUAUCCAAUAAUAAAAAGCAAAACGAGAUACCUUAGAUGCUCAAAUAAACUGCAGCAUAAAAAUCAGCUAAUAGAUAAAGUGGCUCAUUAAAUUCCAAAACAGUUUACUAAAAUAAAAUAAAUGUACUCCCCAAUCCUAAACCUGCAUCAUCCUUUAGAUCUAAUUCAAACAAUCACUUUGCUGCAAAAAAUUUAGGAUCAUCAUCGACUCAAGUAAAUACUAGAAUCCCAACAAAAUCUACAUUUUUAAAAAAAUGA
Tetrahymena thermophila SB210 is the source of this 1401-nucleotide messenger RNA. RefSeq names its product Serine/Threonine kinase domain protein. Gene Ontology annotation, molecular function: ATP binding; protein serine/threonine kinase activity. The record is from RefSeq and is a predicted model, not a curated record. Gene Ontology annotation, cellular component: cytoplasm. Gene Ontology annotation, biological process: protein phosphorylation; intracellular signal transduction. The transcript is spliced from 6 exons. Lineage: Eukaryota; Ciliophora; Oligohymenophorea; Hymenostomatida; Tetrahymenidae.